GAGGGGGGGCGGAGCUUGUCCCUCCUCGGCUUCCGUAGAAGCGGCCAAACAUGGCGGAGUAUUCUUCUGUCAGAAGAACCAAGCUGGUUCUGAAGGGGACGAAAUCGAAAAGUAAGAAGAAAAACAAAGAUAAAAAACGGAGAAGAGAUGAAGAUGCUGAGGAUAAACUUGAUAUUGUUGAAGGGUGGUGGACUGUAUCAAAUUUUGGUGAAAUCACAGGAACCGUAGCGAUAGAGAUGGGUCUUGGAACCUAUAUCAGUGCUCUUGACAAUGGCCUUUUUACCCUUGGAGCACCACAUAAAGAUGAAGGGCCAUACCCUCCUGAACAAUUUACUGCCGUCAAACUUUCAGAUUCAAGAAUUGCAUUGAAAUCUGGCUAUGGUAAAUACCUUGGCAUUAACUCAGAUGGUCUGGUUAUUGGACGUUCUGAUGCAAUAGGUUCAAGGGAGCAAUGGGAGCCAGUGUUUCAAGAGGGGAAAAUGGCGCUGUUAGCAGCAAACAGCUGCUUUAUCAGCUGUAAUGAAGAAGGCGAUAUUGUAGCCAAAAGUAAAACUGCAGAUAACGAGGAAAUGAUUAAGAUCAGGACGUGUGCUGAAAAGGAAGCCAAGCAAAAGGAUGACAUUGCGGAAGAAGACCAAGGAAAUGUUAAGCAAUGUGAAAUCAAUUACGUGAAGAAGUUUCAGAGUUUUCAAGACCGUAAACUAAAAGUAAGCCAAGAAGACAGCAAAGCUCUGAAAAAAGCUAGGAAAGAAGGCACCUUUCACGAGGCACUGUUGGACAGGAGAUCAAAAUUGAAAGCUGACAGAUACUGCAAAUAGU
Messenger RNA from Lacerta agilis (Sand lizard), 819 nucleotides. It is a transcript of the gene FRG1, whose product is annotated as FSHD region gene 1. The coding region runs from base 51 to 818 and encodes 255 amino acids. Lineage: Eukaryota; Metazoa; Chordata; Lepidosauria; Squamata; Lacertidae. The record is from RefSeq and is a predicted model, not a curated record. Gene Ontology annotation, cellular component: nucleolus; striated muscle dense body; catalytic step 2 spliceosome. The transcript is spliced from 9 exons. Gene Ontology annotation, molecular function: actin filament binding.